UUUAACAUGCGAAACAGAGUUUAUUCUCACGUCUUACGGGAGAUUGGAAUCACGAUUUCGCAGGUCUUUUAAAUAUAAGACGAUGCGACUUAGAAUGACAGUUGCAAUUGACUAGACUUGGUAACUAGAUAAUGCUCGGAGCGGUGAGUUAAGAAUAUCUUUUCCGAAUUGCAACUAAUGUGGGUACAUUGUGUUUCUGCAAAGUCCAUUCUUGUACUUUUCGUCAAUUUGGUGCUUGCGGCAGCCGCAACGCCCGUCCCGCGCAUCUCUGGCGAAAGUGGCUCUCAACUGGGCAGCCCUAAUGGUCAAUAUACGUUGAGCAUUCGACAUCCGGAUGGCAAAACUUUGCGCGAGGAGACUGUGAAACUGGUUCCACCCGGUGUCCCGGAGGUAAAAGGUACGCUCAUUCAGAAUUUUGACGUCGAAGGUGGAACUCUGGUGGUCACCUAUGAGGCGGGGCCCAAUGGAUAUGUGGCCAAGUAUAAAUAUACUGUCGGACAAGAAUUUUCGGCAGCUCCGGCUUUGGGUGUUGGACUUCUAAAGUCCCUUCCCGGUUAAACUUGAUUUAUAUGGUGUUUUAUUUAAUAAAUAGCAUAAAGGUUAAACGCCUUUUUGUUA
Molecule: messenger RNA, 618 nt
Organism: Drosophila virilis
Lineage: Eukaryota; Metazoa; Arthropoda; Insecta; Diptera; Drosophilidae
Source: RefSeq, a predicted model, not a curated record